AUGUCGCUCCAGCUGACCGUCAUAAUCGUCGGCGCGGGCAUUGGCGGCCUAGCUGCUGCAGUCGCACUCCGUCAAGCCGGCCACAAGGUCACUGUCCUCGAAAAGUACCGCCACAAGCACGAAGUCGGCUUCGCGGUCAGUAUAUCGCCCAACGCCGUCAAGGUCCUGCGGAGUCUGGGAGUCGACCAAAAGAGUGCUCGUAUGGUGCAUUGCACCGAAGACGUCUUCAUACAAGCAGCACCGGGUCAACGUCCAUUUCAGGUCCUCCUGCGGUCGUCGUUGGCCCAACUCGAGACGGAGUGUGGAGCGCCGUCAAUGACUGCGUACCGGGCAGAUCUGCACAACUGUCUAAGGGAUCUUGCCACCUCAAAAGAUGGUGCCGGUGUGCCGGUGGAGAUUGUAGAGGGAGUUUCCGCCGUGCAUUUUGACUCUACGGGCUCGAUCACACUGAAUAACGGAGAAGUGUCAAGGGCAGAUUUCAUCGUCGCGGCAGACGGCGUGAAAUCCACAGCUCAUCAAGCCAUCAUGGAAGAUGGUGCAGAGAGACCUGCGAAACUCAGCGGGAUCAGCAAUGUGCGUGUUUGCGUGCCGACAAAAUCACUUAUGGAAGACGACGCAUUGAGAGAGUACAUGGAGCUUGCACCCCACGGGACCUCUGUCACUCUGGGUGCAAGGCAAGACCAGAUGAUUUUGCGGUACCCGUGUCGGGACAAUCUCCUUCAAAACUUCGGCUUUUAUGCCGCCGUCAACGAAGUGCCUGCCAACGAGCAGAAAUGGACGACACAGUCGUCAAAACAAGUCGCCCGCGACCGGAUGCAGAGCUUCCACCCGGAUCUUCACAAGAUUCUCGACUACUGUGAGGAGGAGGACAUGUAUCUCUGGAGAGUGGCGGACCGCGAUCCCUUGCCCACGUACCACAAGGACCAUCUGAUCGUCCUCGGUGACGCGGCGCACCCUAUGCUUCCGACUCUUGGCAAUGGCGCUGGGAUGGCGAUUGAGGAUGCAGGAGCCCUAGGGUUGGCCAUGACAGGAGUCAGAGCAGUGAACGAGGUGGCGGGAAGGUUAGCCCUUUGGAACCGCGUACGGAUGACGAGGGCGAGCGCUGUACAGCUAUUGAGUCGGACGACCGGGGUGGGGUAUGACCUCAGCAAGGAGACACAGGCGAUGGUGAGGCAGAUCCUGUCGGAGGAGGAGCUCCCAGACUUUACAAUUGGGUGCGUGAGGAAGAUGUUGUUCAGGUACGAUUGCCUGGGGGAGAUGAGGAAGGCGCUGCAGGAAACCAGGGGAGAGUCGGCGAAUUGUGCCUAA
Molecule: messenger RNA, 1308 nt
Organism: Fonsecaea monophora
Lineage: Eukaryota; Fungi; Ascomycota; Eurotiomycetes; Chaetothyriales; Herpotrichiellaceae
Exons: 2
Coding region: 1-1308 (435 amino acids)
Molecular function (GO): monooxygenase activity; FAD binding
Source: RefSeq, a predicted model, not a curated record